This is a messenger RNA of Drosophila busckii, 336 nucleotides long. RefSeq names its product maker186. The coding region runs from base 1 to 336 and encodes 111 amino acids. The transcript is spliced from 2 exons. The record is from RefSeq and is a predicted model, not a curated record. Lineage: Eukaryota; Metazoa; Arthropoda; Insecta; Diptera; Drosophilidae.
AUGUCACAGAUGACACAACUAUGCGGCAGCGUUAGUGACUAUCGAAAGUUGCCCUAUGAAAUACCAAAGACAAGCAUACUCGAUGGUUUCAAUAAAUUCUACGAUGACGUCGUUAUUGGUAAUUUUGGAAAUUGCUCGGAUUUACCAAAAUUUGAAAACGGCUUUACCAACCCAAUGCCUCAAGGGCUGUACACGCUGGAAACUUGUGUUGCCAAUGGCAAUGGUUUGCCCGAAGUGCUGCCACAGGGUUUCUAUAAAAUACACAUUGAGUUUGUGGGCGAGGUUAACUGGAAACUUAUAUUUUAUUUCAAAAUAACGCCCAAGCUGCUUGCCUAA